AUGAAGAAGAGAGUUUCGAGGCUUUCGAGGCGUCGCAAGCUUUGCCUCCGAUCAGUCCCCUCGAGGCCGGCCCAGCUUCUCUACUUCACUAACGGCCUUCUCUUGCACAUGGCCGUGACCACGGAUGGCGAAGGCUGGACGAUAACAGAGCGAAAGCCGGCAUUGAGUCGGCGGAAGUCGCCCCCGCGGCGGUCUCCCCGAAAACGCUCGGAUGAGAAGCUCGCCCACUGGGCGUACGGCGCCGCCCCUUUGGGGGCAGCUUCACAAAAAGCCGGGGCUCUUCCGCAGCCGUCGCCGUUUGGGCUACCGAUACCCGUGACGCUCGCCGACGUCGUAAAGCUGGCACAGGAGAAGGCCAAGGAGAACGACGGCAAGCUUCCCGAGGAGGAGCCCGCUGAUGAGGAGCCAGGAGUUGGCUCGGGCAUGGACAGUCCCAGCGCAGAGCCUCCGGAGGCAGCGCCGGUGAAGAAGCCGGCAGCGCCGAACAUGAAAGGCGUGACCAUCAAGAACUGGCUGAAUCACACCCUUGGCCAGGCAACGCAGAAGUCCGAGAACGCCGCAGCGGGUGGCAGCAUGAAGCCGGCACAGGGCCUGGCCCAGUUCGGCAUUGACAACGCAGCGCUGGCGAAGCUGGGUAUCGACCAGCAGUCGGCGGACCGAGUCUAUCGGGCCAUGUUCGUCUACUCGCAUGGCCUCCAUGCCGUGCUGCAGGAGGCUGCAGGCCGCACGCGCAACUCCAACGAAGCCUUGCUGGUGCUCUGGCGGGCUUUUCAAGCUGUCUUGGAGCAGGCAGGGCAUGCGGAAGAGCAGGGCUCCGAGAGCAUCGGCGCUCUGGUCCAGCAGACCCAUGAAGAUGAGAAG
Molecule: messenger RNA, 861 nt
Organism: Symbiodinium natans
Lineage: Eukaryota; Dinophyceae; Suessiales; Symbiodiniaceae
Source: the annotation of a GenBank genome assembly